AUGACGCCGAGCCCAUCCUUUUCAAAUGGAGCCUUCCCUCCACCUAGCCUACCGACUGGUUCGCCGUCUCUUGGUCCUCAAGGCGACCCGAGACAGAGCGGUGAGCGCGACCGAUCCCGAGGACGCGGCGGAAGAACAGCAAGUGGGCAGCUUCGCAUUUGUGCUAAGUGCGGUGAAUCUUUAACCGGUCAAUUUGUGCGGGCCUUGGAAGGCACAUACCAUCUAGACUGUUUUAGAUGUCGUGACUGCGGUCAGAUUGUUGCCUCCAAGUUUUUCCCUGCGGACGACGAAGAGACUGGCGGCCAAUAUCCUCUUUGUGAAACAGAUUACUUUCGACGACUUCAUCUUCUAUGUUACCAAUGUGGCGGCGCUUUGCGUGGCUCUUACAUUACCGCCCUCGACCGCAAAUACCACGUCGACCACUUCACCUGUUCCCUCUGCUCGACGGUCUUUGGGGCCCAGGACAGCUAUUACGAACACAAUGGGGAUGUGUAUUGCCAUUACCAUUACUCGACGCAAUUCGCUCAGCGAUGCAACGGCUGCCAAACUGCUAUUCUCAAGCAGUUCGUGGAGAUAUUCCGUAACGGGCAAAACCAGCACUGGCAUCCGGAGUGCUACAUGAUUCAUAAGUUUUGGAACGUCCGUCUGACACCCCCUCAAGAACGUACCGAGCCCAGUCCCGAACCCGUUGGCCCCGAAGGCCGCGAGCUUGUACGGCAGGAAGAAGAGGAAAUGGAGAACAAAGUGUUUCGAAUUUGGAGCGUUUUGUCGGCAUUCGAAGAAUCUUCAGCCGCAUGCAUUUCAGACAUGCUUCUUCAUGUCAGCAACGGUGCAUACAUGGACGGGGUUUUUGUCGCCAAAAAGUUCAUUGUUCACGUGGAUAUUCUGUUUCGGUCCGCGGAUAGACUUGAUCAAACAAUCAAGCAAUUAGAGAUGACUGACUUGUCCUACGCGAGAGAAUCAAAACUUCUCUGUAAGAAGAUUGUGGCCUUCUUCUCAUUGCUAUCCAAAAUGCAAGAAACUACGGGACGAAAAUUAGGCGUCACCCAGGAGCUAUUAUCUCUCGUAACAGGUUUGGCCCAUUACCUGAAGCUCUUAAUCAGGAUUUGCCUCCAAGGAGCGCUUAGGGUCGAAAAGGAACACCGCUCUCCAGAAGCACUAUUCCAGUUCCUCGAUGAUCUCAGUAUGCUCGAAUCGAUCAAAUCCGAUGACGAGUCCUUGCAGAUUACUUUAGGCAUGUCGAGACUCUCUGCUAAUGACUCAGACCACUGCACCUUGUGCCGCAAGCCCAUCGAGGAUGAAUGCGCUCUGAGUGGUGAUAAGAGAUGGCAUCUGUUCUGCGUAACAUGUGUGCAAUGCGGUAAAAUAUUGGGCAAGAACUUGAACCAAGCUCUUCUACAUCGAGACCUAAAAAUUUAUUGUUCAAAUUGCGAAAGUCAAGCCGAAGGUCAGGGUUAUCCUUUGGAACGAAUAACGAAACUCCAGCAGUACAUCUUCCUCUUGAAGGUGGCUUUAGCCAGGCUGCUAGAGAUACUUCGAUCCAACGGCGCUCUUUCUCGGCCUUCUGAAGACCCCGGCCUUAAUGGUCAAGAUCCCUCAGAUGGACGUGGGCCUACGGACGGUAAUCCUACGAUGCUUAGAUCGAAUUCUCAGUCUCAAUCUUUUGGUGGCGACCGAGAGCGGCACCAAAGGGAGUCAUCUUAUGAGAAUACCCUUAACGAUGUGCGCAGACUUAGGAGUACGCGUCUCGAUAAGCAUCUGUCAUCGAGCCUUAGGAAGGCCCGAACGUCGAGGAUCAUGGAUGGACCUGAAGGGCGUAGUGUUCGCCCUGGAUCUGCCGGCGCGGAGAUGGGCUCGCAAAAUAAGGUGAUGCAAAUCGAGGAAGAUGGAGAGCAGGGCGAAGAUGACACAACAAAGCAGUAUUUUGGACACCAAGAUGCGCUUACCCUAGAUGACAUUCCCCGGAUUGUCGCAGCCGAACAGGCUCGGGAGCAGCAGCCUAACGCGUAUAGGGCGUCGCGUCAAGAACUCUUCCGAUCUGCCACAACGGAGGCUUCCUAUGGAACUAGCAACGAGAGAAGCCUUUCUCCAGGACGAGACGCCGACCAGGGAUUACCAAUGGACCGGUUGCCUCAACGAGAUGGGAGGAAGUUCUUCUCUGAACUGUCAGGCCUUGAGUAUUUUAUCGUUCGACAUGUGGCAGUCCUUACGAUGCAACCCAUGCUUGGGCCGGACUUUACACUUGAGGAAUUGCUCAGCCUCAUUGAGGCAAGAAAGGCACCGACGUUCUGGAAUAAAUUCGGCAAGGCUUUCGGCAAAAACGAUACCCGCAAGGCAGUGAAGAAGAAGGGUGUCUUCGGAGUUCCACUAGAAUUGAUCGUCGAGCGCGAUGGCGCCGACUCUACAGAUGGAGUGGGUCCGGGUGCUCUACGUAUUCCAGCUAUUAUCGAAGACACAAUUACCGCUCUGAAGAAUAAGGAUCUUUCAGUCGAAGGUGUCUUCCGUAAAAAUGGAAACAUUAAGAAGCUCACCGAACAGGUGGCUGCUGUUGAUAGGGAUGGGUGCGAUGCUAUUCGAUGGAACGAUGAGACCCCCCAUCAACUUGCGGCACUUCUUAAACGGUAUCUACGUGAACUACCAGAGCCACUGAUGACACAGAAGCUUUAUAAAGUUUGGAUAGCGGCAACAAAGCUCAAAGAUCCUGACAAAAGGCGACAUUGUCUGCACCUGACAUGCUGCUUGCUCCCGCAGAUUCACCGAGACACAUUGGAAGUCCUGUUCAACUUCUUGAAAUGGGUGGCUACUUUCCACCAAGUCGAUGAAGAUACUGGAUCAAGGAUGGACGUACACAAUCUUGCUCGUGUGAUUGCGCCGAACGUACUCUACACAAACGAAAAGAGCCCGAGUUUUUCGGACGAGCCUAUGACAGCAGUGGCGUGUGUCGAAGAGUUGAUACAAUUCAAUGAAGAGAUGUGCAUGGUUCCGGUUGAAAUUAUGGACAUACUGGGUGAUUCAACUUUGUUCAUGAACAAUGGCGAUAUCACAACUAAGGAGAUCCUCAAGCGAAUUGAAUCUAGGUCUGCAAAUGGACUACCCAGACAAUAUGACAGCACCGAAUUUGUGAGGCAGCAAGAGACAGGCAAGAAACCCAUGGCUACUAGGGUUGCUACAGACCCUGCCGCGUGGCAGCAGGAGAGUAGUGUACGUCCUAUCCAGGAGCCACCAAUUCCUUUCCCCGCAGCCCCGGGAGCUCCGCCUCAAAACUGGCGUCAGCCUGAGAAUGGACAACCACCGCAUCCAAGCCAGUACGAGCGAACUGAUAAUCAACCUAAAAACCCCGAGAACGGCCAGCGCCGAGAGUGGCGCAACUCAGGCUGGGGUAGACCGAAUAAUUCUGUCACAACUGGUACAGGGUAA
Molecule: messenger RNA, 3417 nt
Organism: Daldinia caldariorum
Lineage: Eukaryota; Fungi; Ascomycota; Sordariomycetes; Xylariales; Hypoxylaceae
Product: RhoGAP-domain-containing protein
Exons: 4
Coding region: 1-3417 (1138 amino acids)
Biological process (GO): signal transduction; actin cytoskeleton organization
Cellular component (GO): cytoplasm
Source: RefSeq, a predicted model, not a curated record